UUUGUUUUGUCCUUCAGGGCCACCGUAGUCCAGCACUGUUUUCUACAAUGCACCCUUUUUUUUAUUUUCCUUUUACAUUGAAUGAAGAGUCAUAUCACUUCCGGCCAUAACCUGUAAUCUAACUUCUGUAGUCUUGACGCAGCUUGAUCCUCCUCUUAAAUCUCAGCCCACCCAUUGGUUAACAUAUAAACCGACUUGGUUGUUUUUGGAAAAAGUAAAGUUUCUCUGUUGUUUGGAAAAGUAGGGGGGGGUAAGUUUUAACUAUCCUGUCUGUGAGUAUUAAACUGCAGAAGAUUUAAAGAAGAGCAGCAGUAACAGUAACUAGUGAGCAGAAAAGUCGUGAAAAGCUAGAUGACUUUCUUCGGGCUGAUGAUCUGAUGAGUUGUGUUCACAUUAGCUCUCUGGAUGAUAAGAUGCUAACGUCCAUAACGGUUACAGUCCAACCCUUCGAGGAGAAAUGACAGAGCCGGAGCUGGCAGCUGAAUGUGGGACUGAUGUGUUGGUCUGUUUCGGGGAGACACUGCACAUUUACACAGGACUGUUAACUCUGUCUACAGUAUGUGGAGGGCUAUCAGGAAUAUUAGCCGCUGCUCUACUAUAUGUUUUCUGCCUGAAGCCUUUGCUGUUGACCAGACAAGGUUAUAAUGCAAGGCGGCUGCUUGAACCUGAUGAUGGAGAACUGGACAACAACCAAAGUGAUUGUGUCAGCAACAGCAAAAAGGAGGCUCCAAGUGGCACCGAAAAUGACAAAGAGAAGAAGCAGCCACCCAUUAGCAGUGAUGUUGCUGCAUUUGCAUCCAGAGCAAAGGUGGUUUACCCCAUCAACCAAAAGUACAGACCACUAGCAGAUGGAGCAUCCAAUCCAUCACUACAUGAGCACUCCAAGUUGCCUGCCAUGCCUAAUGAGGAGUCCUCCUCCUCCACGGAUGGAGAGUCUCUGAGUCAAGACCAGGACAACGAUGACAGUAGUCAUUUCAUAUCGUCCUCGUUGGUCCCCAAAAGCCUGCAGAACCAGAGCUUCACCAGGAUCUCUCACUACCCUCACGCACUGACAAAACCAGGUUUUGAAGGAAGAAUCAGCCUUUACUGUUUGGCCCUGCAGGAUAUACAACAUUAUUGUUCCCAGCUUCAGGAGGAAAAAUAUCUGGUAUAUCUUCAGAUGUUGAAAUUAAUAUUCAGCCACCGUUUUCCAAAAGACAAAAACGAUGCAGAAUUCUCCAAAAACAUUCUUCAAAUGCAAGAAACGGAACUGAAUGAUUUGAUGAAACAGUUGCCAACAGGCCAUGCUCACAGUGAUAAAAAUGAUGACACUCCUUGUACUUUGGAGGAAAUAGAGAGAUCGCAGAAAGACCUUCUUGAACGUGGCCUUCAAGUGUCCAGACGUUUCAGCAAACAGCUAGAGGAAUUAUGCCAGCAGCUGCUGAAAAAAUUCAGCAUAUUCUCUCCAGAUGAAGCCCAGGAGGUGAUUCACUCUCUCAUCCAGACUCUUGUGUCAGUAGAGAACCACCUGAUGAACUCACAGGAAGCUGAGUUAAAGAGGAUCCAGCAGAAGUUGUUGUGGUGGGAGGAGCUGACAGGGCUUCUUCAGUCCCAGCCUGCCUUACUAAAGCGGGAGGUGUCGUUGAGGCAGGGCUUGAUAGCAACAACGCUAGAGCAGCUGACGAGUGAUGGUGUAUUGACCUUCAGCCAAAUGGAAAAGAUUCUCUCAGAGGUUCAUGCAUCUCUGACUGAAAGCCUCCAGCAGUGCAGCGAGGGGUGCAUGAGAAAGACAAAGGAGCUGGUGAAUGACAAGUGCAGCAGACUAGAUUCCAAGAGGAAGAAACUUUUGAGGAGCCAGACCAAGGAGAAGAGCCGUGCCCUGGAACUGAGACAGAGUCAUAGCGACAUACAGCAGCUCACCAAGGUGCAUCAGGAGCUGCUGAUGAAACACAGGCAGCAGAUCUCUGACUUGGAGCUGCAACAGGACAACAGGGUUACUGAGACACUCUGUGAACAUUGGAAGAAGCUACGUGCCACCUGGUCAAAGAGGCUUGGAGAGCAAGCAAAGGAUGUUUUUCUCACCUCUGUCGUAGCACAGUCAAAGCUCUCUGCUGAGCGCUGUGAGGAGCUGUGGUCAGAUCUUGAGAGGGAGCUGGUUGCACAGCUGCAGCAGGCAGAGUGUGCCACCAAGAUCCAACUGGAGGACAUGAGAGCUCAGCUGGAUAAAGAUGGACAGGUGUGGAGUGAGGAUAUGGCUCUGGUUCAGGCUUGUCUCAAACAUCUGAGUGAACAACAGAUGAAGAUAUUACGAGACAUGUUGGCCAGACAGAGCUACACACUCAACAGCCAAGUGGGGAUGUUGAUAGAGAAGAAACAUGAGCACCUGUUGGUGGCAGUGCAGAGGUACUUUGUGGUCAGACACUUCUGUCUGCACAUGCUGAAGGAGAUGAGGCUGUCCAAACUGAAGGCACUCUCUCAGACUGAUUUCAGAGCUGAGCUAAUGGAAGAUCUUAGUAAUAGCCAGAUGUGUGUCAAUACAACUCUCAAGAGCAGCAGUGCCAGCUUAGCAGAGAGACAUCUGGGUCCAGAGAGCCAGCUGGUUGGCCACAGCUUCCAGCAGGAGUUCCUGUCUGAAUUGGAAACAGGGACAGAGCUUCUUCAGAGCCAUGUACAGCUGGUGGUGGGCAACGCCCUCAGCCAUGCCAUCCAGCAGAAGAUGGAAACCUCACAUGCUGAGUCACAGAUUUCUCUGAAACAUGACGACGGCUUGAAGCGCCACCUGAUAGUGGCCGCCUCAGAGAGUGUGUAUGUGACCAAAGAUUCCCUCACCGCUCUCGUCCAAACCUACCAUUCCCACCUACAGGACAUUAUCAAACAGUUAACACAGGAUCAAUCAAAUGCACAUCAGGAGGUAAAUGAGACGGAAGAGAGCAGCAGUCAGCUGAAUAGAUCCCUGCUAAGAGAGAUGGUCAACUGGGGCAAGAAACCAACUUCUGCUGAGUUUCAACAGAGGGUUGAUCUCCAAAAAAGAAAAGUGUUGGAGCAGUCUGAGCUGGAACAGGAAAACAUAUAUGAGGAACUGAGGAGAAAGAAAGUGGUACAGGAUCAAACCCUGGAAAAUAUCCAAACACAGCUUCAGGAGGCAGAAGAAAGCUUUGUAACCGAGCUUGCAGCCUUGGCCCGGGUUACCCUUCACAGUCCAGAUCCAGAACCCAGCGAUGAGGAGGACAACACUGGUGCUGAGAGUGCUACUAUUAUGGAGUUACUGUCCAGGAACCCAGCUCUGGAUCCAGCCUUGAAUCCUUCACUGACUCCAACAUAUGUUGCUCCAGUGGUGAAAUCAAAACCAAAGAAAAGAGAGCGAGAAUCUCAUCACAGCUGACGUCUUAACACAGUAAUGUUUACAUGUAAAUAUAACAAUACAAUGUAUUAAGUUAACUUUGAUUUUUAUAGUUAGCACCUGCAAAAGUAGGGCUGCUGCUUAUCUGUUGUGGUGUUGCUUUAAGAAAGAAGCAUACUUCCCUUAUUUAUAUGCAUAUGGACUGUCCUGUAUUAUCUUAAAUGUUGUUAUGUGUUUUAAAGGUACUGUAUGCUUGAAUGAGGUUACUGAGAAGUGGCAAUAAAGACCUUUCCCUAUACUAUAUUUUUGUAUAUGACAUGAACAGUCAGUUGUUGAAUGUUUUAAGAUGAUAAAAAAUCAAAAUAUC
Notolabrus celidotus (New Zealand spotty) is the source of this 3686-nucleotide messenger RNA. RefSeq names its product ellis-van Creveld syndrome protein-like. NCBI's taxonomy places the organism in Eukaryota, Metazoa, Chordata, Actinopteri, Labriformes, Labridae. The transcript has 20 exons. The record is from RefSeq and is a predicted model, not a curated record. Gene Ontology annotation, biological process: smoothened signaling pathway. The coding region runs from base 458 to 3361 and encodes 967 amino acids.